Molecule: messenger RNA, 727 nt
Organism: Paramecium pentaurelia
Lineage: Eukaryota; Ciliophora; Oligohymenophorea; Peniculida; Parameciidae
Source: the annotation of a GenBank genome assembly
AUGAAAGCAUCAAAUAAUAACAACAUGCAUUAGAUGUUGUAAUUCAUCUAAGUUAAUGAGACUUACAAUAAUGAAAUUGUAAUUGUAAGGUUCAUGGUCAAUAAGCAUGAGGUUUUGCCAAAAAUAGAGUUCCAAUUGAGUAAUGAUAAUUCUGAACAAUAUUCAUAGGCCCUCUAUGAUCAUUUAUAUAAUUUGAAACCAAAUGAAUGUAGCUUCUUAUACUUUGUAAGCUAUCGAAUAUCUAUUAAAAUACAUUAGGAUGAGCCUUUAAGUUUCAUCUAGAAAUAGAGAUUUAAUCUGAUCACUUCGUUAAGCUCAAAUGUUAUUCUAAAAUUAUUAAACAUUAAUUAUAUACCCAUAAUAAGAACAAAUUAUUCCUAGUACUAAUUUGAAGAGGUAGAAUGUUAAUUAAUCAACUUAGUCUAUUCAAUAAGGAAGUCAUUCAGUAAUUGAAAAAUUGAAUCUCUAAUGGUAAGCAUAAUGUAAAACAAAAUCUAAGAUAUCUAAAGAAUUACUUUCGAUAAUAAAUGAAUUCAAAUCUAUUUAUCGUAUAGAAAUACUCUUGAGAUCCACUUUAAAAUAAUUAAAGAAGGAAACCUAUUAAGAAUAUGAUGUUCUUUAUGUACCAACAGACGAGUUAAUAAAGUUAAAAACUAACAUAGAAUCUUCAAUAACGGACUGCUUUCGAUAUUUAGAAUAAAUGAAUAAUUGUAAUUAGGUUAAAUGA